This is a messenger RNA of Emericellopsis atlantica, 1809 nucleotides long. RefSeq names its product family 76 glycoside hydrolase. The transcript is spliced from 3 exons. The coding region runs from base 202 to 1515 and encodes 437 amino acids. The record is from RefSeq and is a predicted model, not a curated record. Gene Ontology annotation, molecular function: mannan endo-1,6-alpha-mannosidase activity. NCBI's taxonomy places the organism in Eukaryota, Fungi, Ascomycota, Sordariomycetes, Hypocreales, Bionectriaceae. Gene Ontology annotation, biological process: fungal-type cell wall biogenesis; carbohydrate catabolic process.
CUUUCACUCACCAAGCCUGGCGCUUUCUCUUCAUAUCCUGUUCAUACAUUGUGUCUUCAUUCCUGGAUCAUUUCAUCCUCUCUGCGCCGCACUUUGCCGUUCACUCCAGUCUCACGGUUCACCCACCUUGGUCAACGACGCCGCGCACCUGUCGCCGGACGAUAGCCUCCCCCGCGAACGAAAAGAAAAGCAUUAUACCCUAUGAAGGGAUUCCUCGACGUGGUCAUGAAGCUUGAAAAAAUCAUCACCGUUGUGGGCAGCCUUGGGGGCGCUGCUGUCGACGGCGUCCUCGCCCCCAAGUAUCUCGACCUCGACAUUCCUUACUCAAUCCGUAACGUGGCCGCGACCAUUGUCCACGAUGCCAUGACGUACUACAAUGGGAACACGUCCAGCAACCCAUUGGCCGUCGGCGAUCUCCAAGACCCCUACUACUGGUGGGUGGCCGGCGCCCUCUGGGGCACGCUCCUCGACUACUACCACUACACCAAGGACCCGAGCUACAACGACGUGGUCAUCGAGGCCUUGCUGUCGCCCUACAACCUCGGCCCCAACCACGACUUUAUGCCCCCCGAGCACGCGAGCGAGGAGGGCAACGACGACCUCUACUUCUGGGGCUCGGCCGCGCUCUCGGCCGCCGAGCGCAACUUCCCCCAGCCCGACGCGACCAAGCCCUCGUGGCUCGCCAUUGGCGCCAACGUCUUCAACUCGCUCCAGUCCCGCUGGAACACCACCCACUGCGGCGGCGGUCUCACCUGGCAGAUCUACCCGGACAACCCCAACGGCAUGAACUACAAAAACUCCAUCACCAACGGCGGCUUCUUCCAGAUCGCCGCCCGCAUGGCCCGCGCCACCGGCAACGACACCUACCGCGCCUGGGCCGACCGCGCCUGGGACUGGUCCUGGGACGUCGGCCUCGUCGACCACGACGCCUGGCACGUCUACGACGGCACCGACUCGGCCAACGACUGCGCCGAGGUCAACCGCGCCAGCUACACCUACACCUCGGGUGUCUACCUCUACGGCGCCGCCGUCAUGGCCAACCACACGGGCGACCCCCGCUGGGUCGACCGCGCCACCAACCUCCUCGCCGGCGCUGCAUGGUUCUUCGGCCCCUAUGGCAACGCCACCGACAUCCUCUACGAGGGCGCCUGCGAGCCUGCGGACAGGUGCAACGCCGACAUGGAGACGCACAAGGCCUACCUCGCCCGCAACAUGUGGCAGGCCACCUGGAUGGUGCCUUCGCUGCGGCCCACGGUUGAGAGGUACAUGAACGCCUCGGCCAUGGCGGCGGCCGCGACAUGCACGGGUGGCGCGGACGGGCACCGCUGUGGGAUGAAGUGGUAUGUUGGCGGGCACGAUGGCAACGUCGGGCUCGGUCCGCAGAUGACGGCGCUCGAGGCGAUUCAGGGGUGGCUUAUCGAGGACGCUGCGCCGCCGUUGCGAGGCGACGCCAUCCAGACGGUGAGGGAUGUCGAGUGGACGCCCGUGGACCCGUAUCGACACGAUACGUCAUAGUUUAUAAAAUCUAAUGAUGCAAAUAAAAAGAAAUUCUAUCCCAAAACGCCGUGUUCGUCUUGUCUAUGCAGAAAUCCUAUGCAAUCACCCCAUUAGCGGCCUUCUCCUUGGCCUCCUCGUCCUCCUCCGGCUUCAGCCCCCUGACCUCGGCCAGGACACUCUUGAUCGACCCCAGGAACCGCGUCACCUCCUCCUCCGUGCCGACGGUGAUGCGCAGACAGCCCAGACACCCGUGCUCCUUGCCCCGGAAGCGGACCACGACGCCGCGGUUCUCCGCGAGACGCUCAUACACCG